CCUGCGGGAAGGAGAAGGUGGAGUUUGGCCCUUUGUUCUAGAGCCUGGAGAGCUGGUCAAACAGGAAGAGCUGAUUUCAAAUUGCAGUUGUAGGGCUGGAGGAGGAGGAGGAGGAGGAGGGUUGAUGCUGAGAGCCAGGCGGCACCAGAAGAAGCGCGAAAUAGGUGGAUGGUCAAGAAGUGCCAAGGCAGCUGCAGCUGCAACAAGGCCAGCUCCCAGGUGCUCUGCAGAGACAACGAGAACAGAGGACUUUAACUCAUGUAUUUUGAUGGCCUGAUCCCAAACUGCAAAGAUGUGUCGGCUGGGUCACCUUGACUCCAGCAGCGCCCAGAAGCUCUUGAUGAAAACAGGACUCAUCCUGAUAGUCAUUGGCCACCUAAACUUCAUCACCAGCGCUCUGGUCCAUGGGACGGUGCUGCGGCACAUUGCCAACCCGCAUGACACCAUUUCCCUGCAGUACGCCAUCUCCAACAUUGUGACCGUGAUCUCUGCCAUCUUGACAAUCUCCUGCGGAAUAGCAGCAAUUGUGCUCUCCAGAUAUGUAUCCCGGAAAUCACUGAGAUGGGCCGUUUUCUCCCUCAGCAUCAGCAGUGUCCUCCUCUCGCUGUUCUGCUCAGUGGGGCUGGCCAUCGCCAUCAUUUACACAUUCAUCAACAACGGGCGAUCCCUCCUGGCUCGUUGCACCUUUGCCAACGUGGAUAUCAUCCAGAUUGCACACGAGUGCCCUUUUGACCCCACCCGGGUCUAUAGCUCUGCUUUGGUCCUUUGGGGCAUCUCCUUCCUCCUGGAUGCCAUAGAGAUCAUCUUCAGCAUUCGAUGCUUCCUGGUCACCCUUGUGCUCCUGAAUCUGAGGCUGUGUCACAGGCGGACACGCAAGAAGAAGGUACAAAUCUCCUUGCACCACCCUCCUGAUUCAGGUGUCCCUGCAGAUUGUCAUGCCUGAGACCAGAGAAAGCUGCGAGGGCCACAAUCUCCUGAGGUUGGACCGCAUGGAGACAGCGCGGCUCUAGAGGCCAGUUGUUGCCGCCGCCCAGAUUGCGGCUGCUCUUGCCGUGUCAUCUGGUGGCUUCCUCUGCUUCGUGGUCCAGCCUCGCUCCAGUCUGCAUGGACGUGGCCCCUCGUGCUCCUCUCUGCAGUGGGCGAGGCCCAAAGCUUAGCAACUGGGCUCCAGAAGCGAGAGAACAGUGGCCUCCCUUGAGGCCCAAACCUUUUACUGCUCUGAUUAGCACUCUGGUGCUUUGUGCUGAGAAAUCGACCCCAAGCGCUCCUCUCCUCCAGAACGAAGGGAGCUGCUGGGCCCACGUGGCUCCCGUGAGCAUCUGAAAUGACUCUGCGGGCCAUUGCACUGAGACAAAAAAAACCCUUUUAUUUUUGAAGCUAUUAAAAACAAACAAAGCCUGUGGUUCCCUUCCCCCUCCCGCUUCCUGCAUGCACUCCUGUGAUGGAUGGAUGAAGGACUGAUGCUUCCACUUCUGCAAUGGGGUGGAGCUGGGUUCUUCUCCAGAGCGGAGGGGUGGCAAUACUCUCAGCCAUUUCUGAGGUAGAAAAGGGGACUGGAGCUCUGUCGUGAGCAAACAGCCCUCUUUGAAGAAGGAGGGUGGUGGGUGGGAUGGCAUUGAUUAACGAAUGCUCCCUUGGACUAAUCGGGGGGG
Messenger RNA from Podarcis raffonei (Aeolian wall lizard), 1652 nucleotides. RefSeq names its product transmembrane protein 54 (gene TMEM54). The transcript is spliced from 6 exons. The coding region runs from base 293 to 943 and encodes 216 amino acids. The record is from RefSeq and is a predicted model, not a curated record. Lineage: Eukaryota; Metazoa; Chordata; Lepidosauria; Squamata; Lacertidae.